Zymoseptoria tritici IPO323 is the source of this 1251-nucleotide messenger RNA. RefSeq lists its product as uncharacterized. The record is from RefSeq and is a predicted model, not a curated record. The transcript has a single exon. Bases 1 to 1251 code for a protein of 416 amino acids. NCBI's taxonomy places the organism in Eukaryota, Fungi, Ascomycota, Dothideomycetes, Mycosphaerellales, Mycosphaerellaceae.
AUGCUCCGAGUUCUGGCAUACAUCUUUGCAUCAGCUGUGCUGGUUAGCGCUGCAGUGAAAGGCACGCACCAGCCUCGUUCUCUUCCACCAAAUCCACCUCUUCCCGAGAUCUUCGACAAUGUCACCGUUUGGACACCUCCCGAUGCCUACCCAUGGAAGGACCACAGUGGCGGGACCUACGGCCGUUCAGUCCUGUUGAACCAAAACUGCGAGACCGGCAUUCCAACCAUUCUCGCCACGGCGAUGUACAAUCCGGCAGAUGGUCAAUACCUCCAGAUCUUCCAGUCGAAAGACUACGGUCUGACCUGGUCGCUGCUUUCGAAGGCUUACUUUAAUGGCAACGCCAGUAUUACCGGUGGCUACGUCUAUCAGCCUUUCCUGUACGAGCUCCCCCAUUCAGUUGGCUCCUUCCCGGCGGGUACAAUCAUCCUGUCUGGCAACCGGCUCGCAGCCGGCUACACCUGGGCCGAUAUUCAAAUCCACGCAAGUCGAGACAAGGGUGUCACCUGGGAGUACGUCUCCAGCGUCGUCAAAGGUGGCUGGACCAAGUCCGGAGGCCCCGAGGUGGGAGGUAGCCACGGGAUUGUCUUCGAACCCUUUAUACUCUCUUACGACAACACCUUCGCCGUGUACUACUCCGAUGAAAGUGACCCUCGCUACAGCCAGAAAUUGGCGCAUCGCACCAGCAAAGAUCUGAUAACUUGGAGUGCAACCGUGGACGAUGUCACAAACGCCAACGCCGACCUUCGUCCGGGCAUGAUCACCAUCGCGCCGAUUGCGAACAAUAAGUGGAUCGCGAGCUACGAGAUGGGACCCAAUGCUGACCCAAAGGCUACUUGGGCGGCCUUCUACCGCAUUGCGGAUUCUCCAUUCAAGUUCCUCGAUGCGCUGGAGUAUGAGUUGCGUGCGGACACGGGCGAAAUAGCCAACGCCGGGCCAUAUCCCGUCUGGACUCCAGCCGGCGGAGAGAACGGUACCAUCGUCGUCAGUGACUCGUCGAAUGCUGGCCUGUUCUUGAACACGAAGAAUGGGGACGCUGGAGCCUGGAAGCUUGUGGCGAGUGGGCAGGAGGUGGGAUAUACGCGCUCGUUGUCGGUCCUGCCGGGAAGAGGCGGCAAGGUCGUCCAGGUCCUCAACGGCGGCAAGUACAACCAGGACAACACUCACAUUGAGGUGGGAGAUUUCGUCGUGCCAGGUCCAGAGGGCAAAGGUCCUGGAGCGCAGGGAUUUCCGGCGUGCAACCGCAUAUGA